GCUAUCUCACAAUCUUUAACUUGUCUUUCUGUCCUGAUAAGAGCGAUACACAAUUUAGGGCCCGCGAAUUUGUCUAUAAAUAAGAGUCGACUGCUGCCUCAGAAUUCAUAACUAGCCUCACUUCCUCCACUUUGCAAGCUCUCUCUAAUUUCUAUCUCUCGACCUUAUGGCCAACACUAAUACAGCUUCAGCGCUCACGCACUCUCCUGUUCUAAAAAGCGAGACCUGUUCCUUCCCUCAAAAGGAAGACGGUCUCGAUUCCAUUAAUUACUCAAUUUUAGGUGUAAAUGAUGCAAUUCCCAUCAUUGACUACUCCUUGCUUACCUCUGAUGAUCCUGUUCAACGUUCCCAAGCCAUUCAAAACCUUGGAAAAACAUGCAUUGAAUACGGCUUCUUCGCUGUAAUCAAUCAUGCAAUACCAGAUAGUGUGAUUAAUGGUACGAUGGAGGCGCUCUUGAGGUUUUUCGAUCUACCUGAAGAGAAGAAACUGAAAUAUGAAACCAGCAAUUCGACGGAUAAGAUAAGAUGGGGAAGAGGGGAUGUCCACCAUGUGAGCCGGGAGUUUUUCAAGAUUGCCUCUCAUCCUCAGUUCCAUUGCCCUAUUCACCCCGAUGACUUAAGGGAGAUUUUACAAGAGUACAGCGAAAGAUUGAGGGAAGUGGGAAUUAAUUUACUAAGAGGGUUUUCAAAGUCUUUGGGACUUGAAGAAUCUUAUAUAGAAAAAGCAAUGGAUUUGGAAUCGGGCUAUGAUUUCUUCACUGCAAAUGACUAUCCACCACGUUUUUCUGCUGCAAACAUUAUUGGUCAAUUUCCUCAUAAUGAUCCUGGUCUCCUAAUCCUUCUUAUGCAAAAUGUAAGUGGGGGUCUCCAACUUGAGCACAAGGGAAAAUGGCUCAAUGCAAACCUCAAUUCCAACUGGAUUAUCGUUAAUCUCGCUGAUCAUCUUGAGAUUUUAACGAAUGGUAAAUAUAAGAGCACCAUUCAUCGUGUGGUUUUGAACAAUGAAGUAAGGAGGGUGACUUUUCCUUUAUUUUUGGGACCAUCACUGGAGGCAGUCGUGAGCCCUGCACCUGAAUUUGUAGAUGACAACCAUCCCUCUGCAUAUCGUGGAAUGACCUACAAAGACUAUUUAGAAGCCAACCAGCACCAUGUUAUCGACGGAAAGUCAUGCCUCAAACAGAUUCGACUAAUUUAAGUUAUCAUAAUUGUCUCCAAGGCGACCGAUUACUGCUUUAUAAUAAUAAUUAAUAUGUAUCACAAAAUAAGAUGCAGUAAAGUUUGUCUUAGUCUAGUGGUUAAGGAUAUUUUAAGAAAACACAGAGGUUUUAGUUUUGAUCCCCUUCCCUUGGGCUAUGUCCAUCCUACGUAUCAAAAUAAAGUUUGAAUCUGUCUGCUAUGUUAUGCAAUGAAAUGUUUGAAUCUCCUCUCAUCCUUCGGAAAAUAUUUGAAUAAUUAAUUUGUAAGGCUUUUAAGUACUUGGAU
This is a messenger RNA of Durio zibethinus, 1482 nucleotides long. RefSeq names its product 2-oxoglutarate-dependent dioxygenase 19-like. NCBI's taxonomy places the organism in Eukaryota, Viridiplantae, Streptophyta, Magnoliopsida, Malvales, Malvaceae. The record is from RefSeq and is a predicted model, not a curated record.